ACUGGUGAUACAGAAAUUUUAUGGACUCUUCAAAGAGAAACUUAAAAUAUUUUGAUUAAUAUUUUGUUUUAGGGAAUGAUAGUUCGUUAUGGAAUCAACUACCCAUGUCCACCAUAACAGCUCAUGCUGUAGCUAUAAUUUGGGAAAUACAUUUAGGCAAUCUUUAUCAGAAUUAGAUUUUGAACGUGGUAUAUGGUAUGCAGCUCAGUAUAAUGAUCUAGACAGAGUAAGAUAUCUUUUAAACAAGGGUAUAUCUCCAAAUGUAGAAGAUAAUGCAGGAUACACUGCUUUACAUUAUGCAGUUCGUAAUGGUCAUGAUGAAAUAUGUAAUGAACUUUUGAAACGAGGAGCUAAUGUCAAUGCAGUCACUAGAUCAGGAAGAGCAACACCUCUACAUAGAGCAGCAACUCAAAAAUAUAUUCAUAUAGUAGAGUUAUUAUUGAAUGCUAAUGCAGAUACAAAUAUGCAGGAUGUAGAUGGUUUUACUGCAUUGCAUAGGGCAUUGAUAGCAAAUUGUGAUCAAAUUUCCAGGAUGUUAAUUCCCAAAACAAGAAUGGAUUUAAUAGAUAAAUUUAAUUAUACUGUAAAGGAUUUAUCAGAAAAAAUUGGCAAACAAGAUUUAUUUUUUUAA
This is a messenger RNA of Ceratosolen solmsi marchali, 631 nucleotides long. RefSeq names its product ankyrin repeat domain-containing protein 39. Bases 89 to 631 code for a protein of 180 amino acids. Gene Ontology annotation, molecular function: protein binding. Lineage: Eukaryota; Metazoa; Arthropoda; Insecta; Hymenoptera; Agaonidae. The record is from RefSeq and is a predicted model, not a curated record. The transcript is spliced from 3 exons.